Toxoplasma gondii ME49 is the source of this 1293-nucleotide messenger RNA. RefSeq lists its product as hypothetical. The transcript is spliced from 4 exons. Bases 264 to 944 code for a protein of 226 amino acids. The record is from RefSeq and is a predicted model, not a curated record. NCBI's taxonomy places the organism in Eukaryota, Apicomplexa, Conoidasida, Eucoccidiorida, Sarcocystidae.
UUGCGUCGCAUGAUCCUCGACCGUGGCGUAAACAUGAUUUGCAAACUUCAGCAUUUGCAGAAGCGCGAGUGGAGGCCACGUGUAGUCGAAAAGUCAUUGGCUGGUUCAAGCGCGAGUCCCGUUAGGUUGUUCGAUUGACGCGUGGUCGCCGCCGCAGCUGCAGCCGCUAUUUGCAGGUCAACGACGCCGUUAGGUUUUUGGUUAUCUGCUGUUUUGAGUUUUUGUCGUUUGUGAGUUUCGUUUUUUCACUGGGGGUACGAACGAUGGAGGGAGCAAAGAGAGAUUCAUCCGGAGGCAUGUUCGAGACCAGUGUUCAACCACAGGACACCCGCGAGAUGGACGAAAACCUUCAAGAACGUAAAAAUGUCUUUUCGGAAGGCGCGCCAGAGGAGGCAUCCGAUCAAGUGAUGGCGCCACCUGUAAGGAGCAGACGCCGGAGUACGGUCCUUGGCCCGGAGAACGCUGGUCUCUACCUUGAGUUCGACGACGCGCAGAAGAAGUGGAUCGGCCAAUGGCAUUCUGGGGUACUAGAAGACGCUGUCGCUUUCAUGCGCCCAACAGUGAAGGUUCCACAGUUUAAAUACACGCAGGCGGAAAAGGUCGUUUUGAAAAGCGGGAAGGUUCCGAUGAGAGAUGAACGGAAAGAUUUUUUAGAGGGUCUCUGCUUGUUUGUCAAGCUGGCGAAAGAAUAUAGAGGCGACAUCUUGAUUAUUUCGAAAGCUGAUCUGGAUGAAAGAGAUGUCAUGCUACUGGGUUUGACCGACGGCCAGGAGAUAAGAAGUUACAACACCGAGGAUGUUUUCUGUUCGGCGAAAGAUCUGGUGGCUGUGGCAGUUGUGCCAACUUCGUCGAUAUCUUUCAAGGCAAAAACUAUGGAUGUGCCCAUUUUUGUUGGAAUUGCUGAGCGAGAGGGAGGUUUUGCAGUCAGCUUUGCAAAUCGUUAGACCCAAAUCUAACUCUGAUGAGUUUUGUACACAGCAGUUUCCAUUCUGGCCUUCCGUAACUCCAGAGACGGGAUGGGCCUACCCGUUAGACGUGGAGAAAUAAGAGUGUUAUUCUGUAACUUUUUGCGCCGACGUACCGUCAAGUUUCUGAGCCUCUAUGCGCAUUCCUUUGUUCUCGAUGUUGCGGAGCUGCGACUUCGCAGCAGAUUCGCUUUUAAGCAGCGUCCCUGUACUAACUUCGCUUGCCACACAACGUGGUUAACGUUUUGCAGCAGUAACUGUCCUUCUGGAGUUCAUGCCAGCUACCUGCUACGGGUAUCUUACGUGUGCUGGAAUUACUACGCGCUUG